This is a messenger RNA of Aspergillus calidoustus, 1791 nucleotides long. NCBI's taxonomy places the organism in Eukaryota, Fungi, Ascomycota, Eurotiomycetes, Eurotiales, Aspergillaceae. The record is from the annotation of a GenBank genome assembly.
AUGAAUUCUCGGAAACGGCUCCGAACCUCGUAUGCGUGUGACAUUUGCAGAGUGCGUAAAAUCCGGUGCGAUGGGAGAACCCCUUGCGGCUCAUGUCAAACGUCUGCACAGGGCUGCACAUAUGGCGUGGAGGCUUCAUCAAGAGGGAAAACCGACAUCAUACUGGAGAGGGUCGAACACGUGGAGGCUCUCCUAAAUAACCUGAAUGCGAAGUUUGAUUCAAGUGUCUCUGCAUUGCUCUCUUCCCAAGGAAGUACGCCACCUGUGGCGUUGAAUGGCACGUGGAGCCAUAUAUCCCCUUCUCACGACAGCACACAGAGCAUCGACAACGCCGUCCUAAGAUUCCACACAUCGGCCACAGAAUCUAUUCUUCAAUGGCCGUACCUCGCUUCAUUCACCUCACUAAAAGAUGAGUAUAUGCCAAUCUCCCAACUGGAACAAUCGCGCCCACCAUUUCGGCACAAGAUGAGAAUAUCAUAUCCGCGCCUUAACAGGGAUGAAGUCACCACCGUGCUGGAUGUGUUCUCUCAGACGGUCAACUUUGUGUUUCCAACCGUCUCUGUGGACCGAGUGACGCGCUGCUUGUCUUCUAUAGUGGAUGCUAGUGUCAUGCAGGACGACAACACAGAUGCGUGUUUGAGCUUAUUGAUGAUAGCAUUAGGUUGUGCUAGUCAAACUGUCUCUCGCUUGCGCAACACCGACUUCACUGUCGAGGAUAAAACCUGGUGUGCCUCGCGCCGCGUGUUGGGGGAUCAUUUCUUUGACUUGGCCAUGAUGAGGGUGCCGUCGGCACAUACGGAUACCACAGGGACGGCAGUGCACUGUCUCUUCUUCGUCGGAUUAUACUUUUGCUACCUUCGUCGACCCUUUCAAGCCUGGGAAUACAUAAACGCUGCCUCGGCGAAAUGCCUCCUGCUUUUGACCUAUCCCAAUCCUGUCUCAAGCGACGAGAGCAUUGAGCAUUUAAGGAGGAUAUUCUGGGCGUGCUAUAUUAUUGAAAGUGAUUAUAUCGCUGAGCUAUCCGCCCUGCCCACCUCUGGAAUCGCACCUGUCGAAUCCCAGGUCCCGCUGCCAGGCAACUAUCGUACACACCAAAUCCCCCACGACCAAGAGCAAGCGUCUUUAUACUUCUUGGCAUGUAUCUCCAUCCGCCGGCUUCUCAAUCGCGUGCACCAACUCCUCUACGACAACACCGACGGGGUCGCUAGCCAUCCCGAGCGGUUCCCGCAGGUCGCCGCUGAGCUAGAUCAGCAGCUCAGCGCGUGGAGAGAAGUCCUCCCGCCAUCAGUGUCAUUCCCGCUAGACAAUCCAAAUACUGAGAACAGCAAUGUGACCGACGCUGCGGGUUUCUUGCGCUUACGGUUUCUCGGCUGUCGGAGUGUCAUCUAUCGCCCGUACCUCACCUUAGUCCUUAGUGGCGAAGGAGUAGAUCCCGCGACGGGCGAAAUCAGCUAUGCUGCGUGGGAAGGGAGUAAGAACUGCAUUGAGUCGCUCUCCUUGUUGGUGCAGGCGCUCGACGGAUUUCCCCAUCAGGUCCUUAUUGAUACGUGGCAGUCCUCAUUAUCAUAUACAUGCUCCAUGCUAAUCCUGCUCGCCGCGGCAAACAAUCCAGCUCUUCGCCCCCUAAUUACCGAAGAAGUUCUGGGCGCGGGUAAACGGUUGGUAUCCCUAUAUCAGAAAUGGGAGGGCGCAACUGGAGGCCCGGGUUCUCCGACGGUAGAGCAGAACAUUCGCCUUAUGGGUGACAUUCACAGGUAUAUCAACGAGCUGUAUCUGCUGCCGUACGUCUAG